UAAAGGAUAUAUCUUUUCAUUUAGUCUUUUAUUUUGCAGUACUAUUUUAAUCAAUAUACCAUGUCAAGUCUUCCCUCCAUCUUGUUACACGAGCCCUGCAUGAAUCAAUUUAAAGUCAAUGUGUGUACUCAUUUUAUUUUAUCAAGGUUAAACAAUUAAAAUAGAACAUUGUUAAGUGUACAAAUAGAGUUUCACACUUGGUGGAUAGCUGAAUAUAAAUAUAACAAUCACUUGGAAUACCAUCACACUUGUUUUAAAUCUCACUUUAUUUUCUGAAGUUUUUGAACCUCACUUUUUCUUCUUAAGCUUUUUGACAUGGCCAUGGGUGUUGGGGAUUCUGAGAGGGUUUUUAGGGAAACAAAUGAUGUUGAUGACAGUGAAAACAUGAAUCCAAUGACCAUUGAGGAACUAGAUGUUGAAGGUGAUUAUGUUAUUCAACAUGAUGAAGUUCAAAGAGUUGAGGUGAGAAACAACAAUGACAAUACUAUUCUUGAACUUAAGAGAUUGGUUCAAACCAUGGCAUCUUCUGUUGCUACUGCUGUUACUAAAAUAGAGGAGCUAAGUUACAAACAACUUGAGCUGAGUUCAACUAUGAUGGAGUUUCAACAUCAUAACAAAGAAAUGUGUGAGUCUCUUAAGUUGAUGGAGGUAGCUGUAUGCUUGAAAGAAAAUGAUGUGUUUGGCAGCCAUGUAACCCCAAACAAGAUAGGGUCUGAUGCUUUUGACAUGGUUGUUGGAAGGAUGGAUAAUCAUAUAUCACAACCUAUGAUGCUUUGGAAGAGCAACUUUAGAAGGUCAUCCAACUCAGAGCCUAUUGGUAGUGCUGUAUUGACUGGGAUAACUAAAAAGUUAUUUCAAAGUCCAUCUCACAGAUCAAAGAUACCUGUUACCAAUCCAUAUUUGCAACCACGUCCCAGUCCAGUUGGGAGAGGAAAGACAAGGGUCAACGAAGUGCGCCCAUUCAUUCCAAGAGUCAUGAAUCUCACUCUCCCAAGGGGAAUUAAGUGGAGGUUUAAGCCUACCCCAGAAAUGCACUUGAGUCCUUUAGAAGUUCAAGUUUGUGCAUAUGUGUUUCAUCCAGAUCAGGAUGCAGAUGAACCAUUGAUGACCACUCAUAAUAUGGUUGCAACUCGUGCUGACAUUGAAUGUCUUUGUCCUGGAAAACCAAUAAAAGAUGUGGUUCUCAGUUAUGUUGCUGGAAAAACAUGCUGGGUUCAAAAGAAUCUUAGUCACAAUGCUGUUUGGGUGAUGCCGCCAACUUUUCAUGAAGAUGUUUUUAAUGGAGCUACACUUUAUGAACUUAUGGAUAACUAUACAAGGCAUUGGAUGGUCUCAUUUCAGACAUUGAAAUAUAUAUACAUUCCGGUCAAGAACAUUCUCAUCAACCAUUGGUAUCUCAUGGUGGUUUCUCUCAAAGAUGAAACUGUGUAUCAAUUGGAUUCAUAUCUUAGAGCUGAAGAUAUUGAAUCUCGCAGGGCUACUAUUAAAACAUUGGCCGAGGUAAUGUCUCAAAUGGUGAAUUCAAGCUAUUUUGCAACAGUCUUCAUGGGAUGCAAGUUGGAUUUCCAAAACUGGGACAUCAAAGAGGCCAGGGGGAUACCUAACUGUGGUCGUAGUAACAACUCUUUGGUGUGGUUGCUGGAAUGGUUGGAGAUGGAGCAUUCUUUUAACCAUAAUGUUCAUGGAACAAUUAAUGAAAAUGCAGUAAGGAUGAGGACAUGCAUGAGCAUCCUACUAGGACUUCACAAUGAGCUGAGAUCUCAUUUGGAAGUGAAGAGCAUGACCUUUUGGGAGACCCUCCCACACUGAAGAAGCUUUACCUUUUCUGGUUUCUAGUGUAGUUGAUGAACUAAACUUUGUUAUUUCUCUAAUAUUAGUAUUUACUUUAUUUAGGAUAGAACCUUAAUGUGGCACAUAUUUUGUUAAGGCCUAAGAAUCACCUUUUUUGUGUUAGAGCCUAAUUAAGCGUGUUGGAAUAGAUUCCAGACUCUUUUUAUGAUUUCAGGCCUAGGAAGACCCUUUUGUGAUUUAGAGCCCAAUGUUAUGAGUUAUGGAUCAGAAUCCAAACUCUUUUUAUGAUUUCAAGCCAAAGGCUCAUAUUAUGUAUUAGUGCCCAUUCCUUGGUUCAUUAAUGGAAUUAUCUACUACUAUUUGGUUUAUUUUCUA
Medicago truncatula (barrel medic) is the source of this 2166-nucleotide messenger RNA. RefSeq lists its product as uncharacterized. Bases 316 to 1809 code for a protein of 497 amino acids. Gene Ontology annotation, molecular function: cysteine-type peptidase activity. The record is from RefSeq and is a predicted model, not a curated record. The transcript is spliced from 11 exons. Gene Ontology annotation, biological process: proteolysis. Lineage: Eukaryota; Viridiplantae; Streptophyta; Magnoliopsida; Fabales; Fabaceae.